Molecule: messenger RNA, 1368 nt
Organism: Aureobasidium melanogenum CBS 110374
Lineage: Eukaryota; Fungi; Ascomycota; Dothideomycetes; Dothideales; Saccotheciaceae
Exons: 3
Coding region: 1-1368 (455 amino acids)
Source: RefSeq, a predicted model, not a curated record
AUGAACUCCAUCAAGACCGUUUCGGUCCUCUCGUUCCUCACCACCCUCGCUGCUGCCUGGCCUAUGAACACUACCUCCACCGCCUCCACUUCUAAAUGGGAGCAGCCUACCACAUCUUCCAGCUCCUCUUGGAUCUCUACUAAGUCUUCAAGCUCUUCCAACACUACAUACACUACAGUGUACACCACAGACUUCGUGACAUAUUGCCCGAGUCCCACCGUCGUCACGGUCGGAACCCAGACUAUCACAGUUACAAAGGCGACGACCUUGACCGUGCCAUGCCCCACAACCGCUACCGUUACCAAGCCCGUGAAUGCCGCCAGCACCACCCCUGCUCCCAGCGCAUCUGCCAAUCCCUUCGGCACCAGUGGUCUGAUCUCUACUUUCAUCCCCUACUCGGCCACAAAAAGCUCUUCAAUGAUGCCCACCACCUCGACUUGGACCGAGAUGACCACUUACACCACAGUUUUCACCACCGACUACGUUACUGUGUGCCCCACCCCAACUGUUGUUACCAUCAACAGCAAGACUAUCACUGUGACCGCAUCUACUACCCUCACAGUUCCUUGCCCUACCACUCAGGUCAAGACCGACACCAUUACCAAGUCUGUUGUUAUGACUCCCUCGCCUGUUCCGGUCAGCUCGAAGCCUGCUCCUCCUGCCAGCUCGAUGCCCGCAUCCUCGAUGGCCCCAUCCUCGAUGCCCGUUGCCCCUGCCUCUACUGGGCCUGCACCUACCUGCGAGUGCCCUCUCGCUCAGACCGUCACUGUCACUCAGGUCCAGUAUGUCACUGUUUCCAAGCAGCAGGAGACUUCCAUGGCUUCUUCUAGCGCUCCUGCCUCUUCUAUGAUGACUUCCAACCCCCCUCCCAUGAUGACUUCCAGUGCCGCUUCCUCUCCCGUCAUGAGCUCUAAGCCUGCUUCCUCUGCACCUGCUCCUUCCGCAACUGGCAAGUGCCCUCUCGACCUCAAGGCCGGCGCCUACGAGUACCCCCACGCCCUCCGCGUGAACGGCGUCAACGGCUACAACAUCACCAUCAACAAGGACACCAAGACCGACGUCGGCUUUGACAUUCCCCAGGCCGACUCUGGCAAGACCUGCAGCACCUACUUCUCCCUCCCCAAGGCUUCUGAUCUUACCACCUCGGGCUACAGCUUGUCUGGCUCUGGCAUGAUCGAUGUCUCCAAGGAUGGCAAGGUUAUCUACAGCUUUGCUCCUCAGCCUGGAAAUGCUUACAUGAUUGAGUCUGGCGCUUGCGCUGCUGGCAAGUUCGUUACUUACACUUUCAGCACUGCUGAUUCGGUUGCUGUUAACCUGUUCAACGACUACAACCCUUGUGCUCUCGGUGCUUUCGUCACCGUUGCUUAA